This is a messenger RNA of Peronospora matthiolae, 924 nucleotides long. NCBI's taxonomy places the organism in Eukaryota, Oomycota, Peronosporomycetes, Peronosporales, Peronosporaceae. The record is from the annotation of a GenBank genome assembly.
AUGGCAAGCAAAGCAGUGCGCCGCUUCGCUACCGCUGCCGUCCGUGCCGCUCCCGCCCCAAAAGUAGCAGCAGCAGCGAAGCAGCAGCAGCAACAGCACCAUCUCGAGCUGCUCCUCGAGCAGAGCAUCGUGCGCUGCGACGCGUCGCGCGCGCUCGCGACGUUCGACAAGCUCCAAACAACGGACCACGCACAUGGCUACAGUCUUGCGGGGCGCGUACCGUUACUUCAGCGCCUCGCGCUGCUCCUCUCCAAGCACGGCCGGCCACACGAAGCGCUCCGAGCAGCUCCGAUCCUGUCGUCCAUCCUGCGCCAGGCGCCGCCUCGCGGCCAGGCUGACGAUCGCUUGCAAGUGGCGGUGCUUUAUACCCUGGACGCCUGUCUCGAGCAGCAGCGGCAGACGAGACGGGGACUGGACGAAGCCCUCGUGCUGUACGCAGCCGCUACGGAGCAGCAGGUGCUGCUGGACUUGCCGGCUCUUGAGGCGCUCCUUCAGGCGCUCGUGGACGCCCGUCGAGUGGACGAAGCGGUCGUGCUGUUGCACAACGUCGUGGCCCAGCACGACAGUGUGCGGCCGACCGAACGCACGUGCGAAGCUGUUUUGGUGGCGAUGAUGCAGCAGAAGAGGUACGAGGAGGUCGUGGACGUGAUUGAGCAUGGACGAGCUCAUGCCGUGGCGUUUUCACCAGAGACGUACGAUGUGUUGGUGGAUCUGUCGCAAGAGCAGUAUACGGCCGCGAAUGUCGAGAGACUAGGCAAGUUUAUGGAGUAUGUGAACGAUGCUUUGAGAGCAGAUGGAUACUGGGAGGAAGACGACGAGGAUGACGAUAGCGACGACGAAGUUGGUGGAGAUGAUGAUGAUGACGACGACGACGAUGGAGUUGUAUUUGACGACGAUGAGUUUGAUGACGACGAGUUUGACUAG